AUGACAUCCGAAAACGAAUUCCAACUCUUCACAUCACUGCGUUAUGAUCCCUUACUUCUCAAGUCCGAGGAGAAUUCGCGCUCGAUUCUAAACUUUGUUGCCCCAUCGCCAUUCUAUAUGCUUGCAUAUCAUCGAGACCGGAUGGUCGAAGCAGCACAGCACUUUGAUUUUGAUGAAGUCCAGAAACGUCUCGGGGAUGGCAAAGCUCUGCAUGAAGAGCUGUUGAAGAGAACCAAUGCUGAGAUAGAAAAGACUGGAAAGGACCGAGCGAUGAAGCUGCGAUUAUUGUUUGAUAAAGCAGCAAAUCUUACAGUCGAGUUCACAGACGUCCCAACCGUGCCACUUUCCACUCUCUAUCCUCCAUCCCUAGACCCACCAAAUGCAAAAGUGCAACACGCUUCUGCAGCAGCCUUCAAAGCAUCUCCAUUGACGGGAGGCGCCCUGACCCUUGGACCCGACGAUUCACUCCCAGCCCAAACAUCGACACCCCCACCCCCACCAGAAUGGACAAUCAGGCUAGACACUGCACCCACCCCAUCCUCACCCUUCACCCUCUUGAAAACGACAAAGCGAGAAAUGUACGACCAAAGCCGCGAGCGUGCACUGCCUGAGAAUCCCGCAGGUCCCGCUUACCGUGAAGUCAUGCUCUACAACGAAGUCAAUGAGCUUACCGAGGGUACUCUUACGUCUCUCUACCUUUUCCGUGGUGGCCGCUGGGUAACUCCUCCUGUUGGCGUGCCAUCCGGCGAGUUCACUAGCAAGACGCUGAAAGAUGAUGGAGCCGAUGAAGGAGAGCUGAGGAAACCGUUUGCUGGUCGAUGGGGCCAUUCGACGAGGAGUGCCAAAGUCGGUGCGGGAGGUCAGAGGGGUACGAGUAGGAGAUGGGCACUGGGAAGUGGAUACUGCAUGGAAGAACCAGUUAGUAUUGAAACUGUUGAGGUGGGAGAGGGUUUAUGGGUGAGUAACGGAGUUAGAGGAUUUGGUUACGGGAAAGUGGUCGAGUAG
Bipolaris oryzae ATCC 44560 is the source of this 1005-nucleotide messenger RNA. RefSeq lists its product as uncharacterized. Bases 1 to 1005 code for a protein of 334 amino acids. NCBI's taxonomy places the organism in Eukaryota, Fungi, Ascomycota, Dothideomycetes, Pleosporales, Pleosporaceae. The transcript is spliced from 2 exons. Gene Ontology annotation, molecular function: catalytic activity. The record is from RefSeq and is a predicted model, not a curated record.